Messenger RNA from Drosophila subobscura, 1463 nucleotides. RefSeq lists its product as uncharacterized. The record is from RefSeq and is a predicted model, not a curated record. Lineage: Eukaryota; Metazoa; Arthropoda; Insecta; Diptera; Drosophilidae. The transcript is spliced from 3 exons. The coding region runs from base 59 to 1432 and encodes 457 amino acids.
GUCACACUGGUAUUUAUAGAAGAUCUCAGAAAAUCGUAAUUUUAUAAAUAAUUUAAUAAUGAAGGGGAUGAUUAUUGUCCCCAUGGACAUAGAUCCUGGCUACCGUAAGGCAACCAUCCACAACUUGCCCAUCCUCAACAGCGGAAUGGUGUAUAACUUUUGCCUGGCAGCAGCCUCCGAGAAGUCUCAAAAUAUAUCGACGGAUAAAAAUGAUCUACUAACAGACUAUGUGCAAUUGCGACAGCAGGGCAGCAUCUGCGAACUGAAGGCUAUGGUGUUCUCCACAUCUGAGUUUGACAAUACGGACACACAUGCCAAUGUGGCCAUCAAAGUGCUCGACAACCCGCGGGCCAUUGCAGAGGGUCAAUGCAGCCGGUGUCCCGAAUCUGCGUGUCCACACAUUGUAGCUUUUAUAUUUUGGCUUCUCCACAAGAGCACGGAGCGACAGCCCUCAGCUGUGGUGGAAUUUUGGGGCCACGAACUGGAAUUGCUGGUGCAGCCGGAGCCCACACGAGCCAUUCCCAUAUGUGAUAUGAUUCCCAAAGACGAGGUGCGACUGCAGAGUGAAGCGAACUCUCAAAAAAUAAGCGACAGCGAUGGACAGGCUUUCCUCUCGACUGUGCUGGAGGAAAUAGCCAUUUGUGGACGGGGAUCGGCGCUGCACCGGCAGUGCGUGGAGACCAGCGAUGAGUUUGAGACACUCUUCGUGCAUCAUGUGCUGUUGCGUGCAAAUGAGUACAACAUACACGAUGUCCAGGGCUUUCGACAGCACAUGGAACAACAGGCGCAGAUCGGGCUCCUCGAGAGCUUGAAUGAUGUGAGCAGAAAUCAGUACAAGUCGCGGCUGUGGGUGGAAACGCAGUACAUGCGCAUACGCUGCUCCAUGAUAAACCUGGUAGCCAAGCGGAAAACGGCCGAGGACGAUGAGACGAUAUACAACAUGAUGUUCUGCAAGGGACGCGACAGGAGCACCGAAGCCCGUAUGCAGCUGAAGCAGCACAAGCGAUUCAUUCUGAAGCAGACGGAGAAGCUGGAGAACAAAGAGUACGUCGAGUGCGGAUUGCUGCUGCACGAGGACUAUCCGUUUCUGUGCGCCACACCAGAUGGCAUCACAGACGAUCACAUUGUCGAGAUCAAAGCGCCAAAGUCUGAAGAGGAUUUCGAAAGGUAUUUGGAGGCUGGUGAAUCAAUAGCACCGAAGUACAUGGCCCAAAUACAGAUACAAAUGUUUGUGGCGAAUGUCAGCAAGGCGCUAUACUGCGUCCUUAGUCCCAUCUUCGAGACGAACGGAGCCCUGCACUAUGUCUGGGUGCAGGCCGAUCCCGAAUUCGUCUCUAGUCUGAUCAGCAUGGCCGGGGAGUUUUGGAGAGACAUUGCCUUUCCGCGCCUGCUUAAUACCUAUCCCCAGAUAACCUAUACCCAAAUUAGUUGAUGCAGCAGGAGGAGCUGGAAUGCCAUCCUAG